Molecule: messenger RNA, 429 nt
Organism: Penicillium alfredii
Lineage: Eukaryota; Fungi; Ascomycota; Eurotiomycetes; Eurotiales; Aspergillaceae
Exons: 2
Coding region: 1-429 (142 amino acids)
Source: RefSeq, a predicted model, not a curated record
AUGAUUCUGGGCCUCACCGAUCUCAAUCAAUCUAAUAUCUUCGUUGACGAAGAUUGGAACAUCAAGUGCCUCAUCGAUCUCGAAUGGGCAUGCUUCUCACCCAGUGGAAAUGAUUCAUCCUCCAUGCUGGCCAUUGACUUGAUCAGCAACGAUGACUAUGAACCUCUUCACAAACAAUUCAUGGAGGUCUUCGCAGAGGAGGAAGUGAAAAUCGGAUCACUGAUCCCUCUUUCUCCUAUCUUGCAACGGGGAUGGGAGAUUGGAACAUUUUGGUAUUCCUUUACGCUCAGUAGCCCUAUGGCGUUGUUCAAAAUCUUCUAUGACUUCAUUCAACCGAAGUUCUCGAGGACCCACGAUGAUCCGGCCUCCUGGCGGAUUACUAUGCCCUACUGGACAUUCAGUGCUUUGGGUUUGUUGAACACAAGGUGA